Messenger RNA from Penicillium lagena, 2724 nucleotides. Its product is annotated as MCM DNA helicase complex subunit MCM5. Gene Ontology annotation, molecular function: single-stranded DNA binding; 3'-5' DNA helicase activity; DNA replication origin binding. Lineage: Eukaryota; Fungi; Ascomycota; Eurotiomycetes; Eurotiales; Aspergillaceae. The record is from RefSeq and is a predicted model, not a curated record. The coding region runs from base 1 to 2724 and encodes 907 amino acids. Gene Ontology annotation, cellular component: MCM complex; nucleus. The transcript is spliced from 5 exons. Gene Ontology annotation, biological process: DNA replication initiation; double-strand break repair via break-induced replication; DNA replication.
AUGGAGCUGGCGGUUGAUCCCCGCCUCAGGGGGUAUCGUUGCGGCGGGAUGCGCGGAGACUCGAGCUGGGAGGUCGAACCGUGGGACACCGAUGGUGUUGACGCCCCAGACGCCAGGCUGUCAAUUGACUUCCGCGGGCUGGUUGGCGACAUCUCUAUACGCCAGCGAGCCGAAACCGACGGCCAACUAGGAGGAGGCUUCAAUACGCCCGAGUCGAGUUGCCAGUACUCGGCACGUAGUAUCCGGGCACCCGCGACUUCGGUCCAAAAUUGUCCAGGCGCAACACAAGGGCUGUCCGGAGUGCGAGGGAAAGGCUGGGGCAGGAUCCAGGUGGCUUUGUCGGAGCCCGUGCAGCAAUGGGAGGGAAACGCUAACCCGAAGGAGAUUGGGAUGACUAAUCCAGAGCUGGCUCCGUUGAAAUCAAUUAACGCGGAACGCGCUCGCGAUCUCAGCCGCGACGCGUCCCCCCUUCUAAAAACCCGUCCAACCAAUCUUUUCUUCCCCCACAACACCACCACCACCACCACCUUCUCCCCCCAACUUCCUGGCAUUGCCGUCUUCGUCAUGGAUAGACGCACUCCAUACACGCUGAGCGUUCUGGCGCCCAGCACCACCGGCGCAGACGAGUCCCGCACGCUCACCGAGGGUCGGUUGCGUGAUUUCGUGCUGGAAUUCCAGCUCGACAAUGCAUUCAUCUAUCGUGACCAAUUACGGCAGAAUGCCCUCGUGAAACAGUACUACUGCGACAUCGACAUUGCCCACCUCAUCUCCUAUAACGAGGAGCUGGCCCACAAGCUCACCACUGAACCGGCCGAUAUCAUCCCUCUGUUUGAAUCGGCGCUGCAGCAGUGCACCCAGCGGAUUGUUUAUCCGGGGCAGCGGGAUAUCACCCUUCCCUCCCACCAAUUGCUUCUUCACUCUUCCGCGUCACACAUCUCGAUCCGCGAUCUCAACGCUACCAAUAUCUCUCAUCUGGUCCGAAUUCCCGGGAUCGUGAUUGGUGCGUCCACCAUCUCGUCCAAGGCAACCACCGUCCACAUCCGAUGCAAGAGUUGCGACCACAGCGAGACUAUUCACGUCGAUGGAGGCUUUUCUGGGUUGUCUUUGCCCCGACGCUGCGCCCGCCCCAAAGAACCCGGCGAGGAACCCAAUCAGCAAUGUCCCCUGGAUCCUUACGUGGUUCACCAUGAAAAAUGCCAGUUCGUGGACCAGCAAGUCCUCAAGCUGCAAGAGGCUCCCGAUCAGGUCCCAGUGGGUGAGCUUCCAAGACACGUCCUCAUUUCGGCAGAUCGGUACUUGGCAAACCGAGUCGUUCCGGGCUCCCGCUGUACCGUGAUGGGCAUUUUCUCCAUCUACCAGGCCAAGGGUGGCAAGAAGGAGGCCGCUGUGGCCAUCCGGAACCCGUAUCUGCGAGCAGUGGGACUUAAAACCGAUAUGGACCAAACAGCCAAAGGAAAUUCCAUCUUCUCCGAGGAAGAGGAGCAAGAGUUUCUCGAGCUCAGCCGCCGGCCCGACUUGUACGAUGCUCUUGCUAGAAGCAUUGCCCCGUCCAUCUACGGCAACCCGGACAUUAAAAAGGCGAUUGUCUGUCUGCUGAUGGGCGGUUCGAAGAAAAUCCUUCCAGAUGGAAUGAAGCUUCGUGGUGAUAUCAACGUGCUCAUGCUGGGUGACCCCGGUACGGCAAAGUCCCAGCUGUUGAAGUUCGUGGAAAAAGCAGCACCGAUUGCCAUCUACACCUCCGGCAAGGGCUCCUCGGCUGCCGGUUUGACGGCUUCCGUGCAGCGAGAUCAGACUACGCGCGAGUUCUACCUGGAAGGCGGUGCGAUGGUCCUUGCGGAUGGCGGUGUGGUCUGUAUCGAUGAGUUCGACAAAAUGAGAGAUGAGGACCGGGUGGCCAUUCACGAAGCAAUGGAACAGCAGACCAUCUCGAUCGCCAAGGCCGGAAUCACAACGAUCCUCAACUCCCGGACGUCUGUCCUGGCCGCAGCCAAUCCGAUCUUUGGCCGAUACGAUGACCUGAAAACCCCCGGCGAGAACAUCGAUUUCCAGACAACCAUCCUGUCCCGUUUCGAUAUGAUCUUUAUUGUCCGCGAUGACCACGAGCGCGGCCGCGAUGAGAAAAUCGCCCGUCACGUUAUGGGCGUACACAUGGGUGGUCGAGGUUUGGAGGAGCAGGUGGAGGCCGAAAUUCCAGUCGACAAGAUGAAGCGAUACAUCAGCUACUGCCGGAGCCGUUGUGCGCCUCGUCUCUCCCCAGAAGCUGCCGAGAAACUCUCGUCCCAUUUCGUGUCGAUCCGCAAGCAAGUCCACCGUGCCGAACUGGAAGCCAACGUCCGGUCUUCUAUCCCAAUUACUGUACGUCAGCUGGAAGCCAUUGUCCGGAUUUCCGAGUCUCUCGCGAAAUUGUCGCUCUCACCGAUCGCCACCGAGGCCCAUGUGGAUGAGGCCAUCCGUCUCUUCCUUGCGUCGACCAUGGACGCUGUCACGCAAGGUGAGGGUGCAGGCAGCAAAGAACUCAUGGAAGAGUGCAGCAAGAUUGAAGACGAGCUGAAGCGCCGCUUGCCCAUUGGCUGGAGCACGAGUCUCGCGACGCUGCGUCGCGAGUUUGUUGAUGGACGGGGUUACACCGAACAAGCGCUCAAUCGGGCACUGAUGGUUCUCCAACGGAGGGAGACGGUCCAGAUCCGAUCUGGCGGGUCACAAGUCUACCGCAACGGUGUCUAG